AUGGAAGACAGUGAGCUGCAGCUGGUGCGGAGGCCCAGCGAGACUUUGUGGGUAGAAAGCAGCCACUGCGAGUUCACCAAAGAAGGCAAUUGGAAGCGAAAGGGGGGGGGCGGUGGUGAUCGAUGUAUAGCAGAGACUGUGUUCAUGGUGAUGUACGCGGAAGACAAUGGAGAGAUCUUGACGGCAUUGGCCGGCGUGUCAGCAGGAGGCCACACAAGCCAUGCGGACGUCUCCUGGGGUCAACACAUGGAGGCCGCCGUGGUCGCAAGAGCGCGGAUGUUCCCCGAGACGGCCUGUAGGAAGGGAGGGCGUCGUUUCCUGAAGUUUCAGAGUGCCAAUUCGCGUGCUUUGCGGUUUCAAUUCGUAGAAUGUGAGACAGGUGCGAUGGAUUGUGCCUGCCUCAAGGGCUUGCGCAAGCUGGCGGAUUCAGUUGGAUGUGGCAACGCAUUAGUACCACCGCCGCCGCCGCCGCCCUUGCCCUUUGAAGGACACACCUCUUCGAGCUCCAAGCCACCGCCAUUGGUCCCGCCCAACCAGUGCUGCACGGCGAUCGGACCUGGAGCCCCAUCGGGCUUGUGUCGAAUCGGUUUGCAGGGUGACCUGCUGGUUCUCGGCAGUAAGGACACAGGCCGUGUGCUUUGUGCGCGACUCUUGGCCGGAGCAACCAUCACUGUUCAUGGCCACGACAUUUGCAUAAGUGGCAAAUCCAUUGCACCCUUGCGGUUGCAGGCGCAUUGUUUCAUCGGCUUCGGGCCUUCCGAUGGGCGCGGCAACUCCAUGAUGCCUCCCACCUUUGGGGCAAACGAGAGGCACUGA
Molecule: messenger RNA, 816 nt
Organism: Durusdinium trenchii
Lineage: Eukaryota; Dinophyceae; Suessiales; Symbiodiniaceae
Source: the annotation of a GenBank genome assembly